Molecule: messenger RNA, 2282 nt
Organism: Drosophila ananassae
Lineage: Eukaryota; Metazoa; Arthropoda; Insecta; Diptera; Drosophilidae
Gene: Ugt50B3
Product: UDP-glucosyltransferase 2
Exons: 7
Coding region: 396-1970 (524 amino acids)
Molecular function (GO): UDP-glycosyltransferase activity
Source: RefSeq, a predicted model, not a curated record
AAGAAAAUUGUUGCCAACUUAAAUAAUAUUCUAGAUUCCAUAGUAAAAAAAAUUCUGCAAUCUUAAUUUUCCGGACGAAAAAAUAAUGACAUCUUAAUUCUUUGGUGAAAAAAAUUUUGUCAAUUAAAAAAAAAAAAAUUUCCCACUCGGAGGGGGAAAUUUAAUCGUGUUUUGAAUAAAAAUGACUCGGUUUUAAUUUCCCCAAUCCAAAAUAUAAUAUUAAAUAAUACGUCUGCAUAGGUGAAAGUGUGUUAACGUCUUUGAAUACAAAGAGCGAGUUGAAUAUAUCACCUAAACAACUUUACUAUAAAAAGCCUGCCUUAAAGCCAAUCCAAGUCUAUGCAUAUGCAUAGAGGCCUUUAAGUUCAGUACUCGUACUACACUACAAAAGCAUCAUGCAUCGAAUAGUAGUAUUUAUACUAAUUAUCUGUACCUGCUAUGCACUAGCAGCGGACAUAUUAAUGGCCACGCAAGGUGGAACAAAGUCACACAAAAUACCAUUUUGGGAGCUGGCUAAAGGACUUAUAUCUAGAGGUCACAACAUUACUUUUCUAAACGGAUUUCCAGCAGAUUUUCAUGUUGAAGGACUCCACGAGGUGACACCUGCUGGUCUCGUUGAAUAUAUACAGAAUUACACGAAUUGGGACUUAUUGGGUUCACGAAUGGCUGGUGAGAUGCCAAUAAAACCUUGGGAUGGACUACGAUAUGCCUUUGAAUCGUGUGAUGCUAUGCUUGGAGAUGCAGAGACUAAGGAGCUUGCGAACCGUAGUUUUGAUAUGGCCAUAUUAGAUGGAGCUUUUCCAGAAUGCCUUUUAGGUUUAGUGUAUCAAUACAAGAUCCCAUUCAUGUACAUAAACACAGUGGGGUUUUACACGGGCAGUCUCUCAGUUGCAGGAAAUCCAGGAAGCUAUGCCAUAACCCCGAACUUUUAUUCUCGGUUUACGGAUACUAUGAGCCUAUACGAGAGAGCUAUCAACACUGGAAUGCAGGUUGGACAAAGUCUAAUGCAUAUGUACGUUAUGCGUCGAACACAUCUGGUAUUGCGGCACCACCUGGGCACCCAUUUACCACAUCCCUAUGAAAUUUCGCGAAAUGUGAGCUUCAUUCUUCAAAAUGGACAUGCUGUGGUAUCCUAUCCUAGAGCUUUCAAUCCGAAUGUGGCUGAAGUUGCAUGUAUUCAUUGUAAACCACCUAAGAAGCUUCCCUGGGACUUGGAGGAAUUUAUUGGGGCGUCCGGGGCUUCUGGAUUUAUUUAUGUUUCUAUGGGAUCGUCGGUAAAAGCAGCGAACAUGCCGGAGACGCUUCGUCAAAUGUUGGUAAAAACAUUUUCUCGGUUGCCGUACCAUAUAUUAUGGAAGUAUGAGGGCAGGGCCGCAGACAUGCAGGAUCUUACUUCAAAUGUAAAGCUCUCAAGAUGGCUACCACAGCAGGAUAUUCUUGGUCACCCAAAGCUUCGUGCAUUUGUCACUCAUGGAGGUCUGCUUAGCAUGUUUGAAACUGUUUUCCAUGGAGUGCCUGUUGUAACAAUGCCAGUAUUCUGUGACCAUGAUGUCAAUUCAGCGAAAGCAGAGGUCGAUGGUUAUGCUGUAAAACUGGAUCUUGAAACAUUAUCGGCGAACCAGCUUUAUAAGUCCAUUAUGAAAGUGAUUCAUGAUCCCCGUUAUAGAAACGCAGCUCGAUAUAGGCAAAAGCUCUUGCUUGAUCAGCGCUCAACCGCUCUAGAGACUGCAAUUUAUUGGACGGAAUAUGUCCUGCGUCACAAAGGAGCAUUUCAUUUACAGGCUCCUUCUCGAAAUAUGUCUUGGUGGCAAUACUAUUUAAUAGAUGUAGUCGCGAUGUAUCUGCUGGCACUUUACAGUCUUAUUCUAUUACUUAAGCGCCUGGAUUUUCGAACUGACAAGCUACGAAGCCUUCCUACAUCUAUGUCCUCUGCAUCAGCAGAAGUAAAAAAAAAAUUUAAAAAACCAUAACGAAAUUUGGUUUUGGAAAUAUUCUGGCAAAUUUUAACAUUUAUGUAUAUGUUGAUCUUAAAGGGGUUAGAUGUGAUUUUUACGUAUUUGAUAGAAAAAAAUCGAAUCCACCGUGGAUUCUUUUUUUUAAUAUUAACACAUAACAAGAUAAUUAUGGGAUAAAAUUCAAAUACGUAAACUUUUUACUGUUGUGACAUAAAAUAAGCAAACAGAAAUUUUACCAUGGAUAAUUGAAACCAAAGUAUGCAAAACAAAUUGUUAAAUUAAAUUUAAUUACAAUAAAGCAUAACUUGUAAGUUUUAUAAACCUAAA